Molecule: messenger RNA, 1974 nt
Organism: Plectropomus leopardus (leopard coralgrouper)
Lineage: Eukaryota; Metazoa; Chordata; Actinopteri; Perciformes; Serranidae
Source: RefSeq, a predicted model, not a curated record
UGCGUCAACACCGAGUCCUGGUAAAUCCCUCAGCCCAUGGUGUUACGAGUCUGUCGGCCUUGUUUCAUCCAUGCAGUGUCCAGUGUCAGUGUGAGACAUGCAGGACAGGUAUAACGAGAUCGGCUUCGUCCAGCAGAUACUCGGGUUGAAUUUAGUGCCGAGGAAAAAUGGCACGUACCGAGGAAACGACACACAUCUCUCAGCGACUUCUCAGAUGUGGUACGGAGUGUUUCUGUGGGCGGCGGUCUCCUCGCUGGUCUUCCACCUGCCUGCAGCCCUGCUCUCCCUUGCCACGCUGCGCCAGCACAAGAUGGCCCGAUUCAUGCCCAUCGCCAUCCUCCUCAUGGGCAUCGUGGGGCCAGUUUGUGGGGGAGUCCUCACCAGUGCAGCCAUAGCAGGUGUGUACAAGGCAGCAGGGAAGAAGAUGAUCUCUCUGGAGGCUCUCGUGUUCGGUGUAGGACAGUCAUUUUGCGUCGUCGUCAUCUCCUUCCUCAGGGUACUUGCUACCCUUUAGCAGUGCUGAGGGCCGUCUGGCGCUGCCGGGUGAGUCUGACACCAGUCGCACCUUCUCUUGACGGGACCUGAAUUUGACACGGUAUGGGACAAAAUCCCUGACAAAUCAUGGAACACAUGUACUCCAGUCAGGCCCGGGACAUGAUGUCAUUUCCUACUGAUGGACCAAGACCGGAGCAGAUUUGAUUAAGCGGUCAGAGACGGAGCAGCGUGUUCUGCAGCAUUAAGCCUUCUGACUUGCUUGCCGUGUGUAUGAUGUCCUUUGUAAGACAACACGAUGCUGCAUUCACAUCACGGGACAACCACACACUACACACAGUACAAGCUGAACACUUCAGUGAAGUCUGGAGUGCAGUGAGGAUGCAGUAUAGAGUGCCCCAGUGAUGAUGUUUUUCUGUAGGCCGACGCAGAAGCUAACAUUGCCCUGGUUCCCUCAUCAAAAAGCCUGUGUGAUUUUUCCAUUGGAUUUUGGGUCAUUGCAGAAAAUAAGCUCUGUGAUAAACAAAUGUUAAUGAUACUAAAAGGUUUUAUUAAGCAAGAUAACCUUCACAAAUUAAUUUUCAGGAAAACUUUCAGGAUUUUUUAAGCGAUAAUGCAAUCGCCAGAAGUAAAAAGCAAUUGCUAGGCAAAAAUGAACGACGCUAUGGUCAUGUCGCCACUGCUACGAGGCUGUAAAGCCGUUUGAGGCGCGGUUUGGCGUGAUGACGUUCUGUAGUCUGGUUUAGUCACUUGUUAGCAAUUGUCUUUUGCAUCAAAGUUUGCAAGUGGGGUAUUUACUGUAGUAUUUUAUGUCGUAGAACAAAACAUGAAAGUCUCUUCAGCCUGUUUUUAGGCUUUUAAACCAAAACCCAAUCAAAAUCCAUUGACCUUGAGAGGAAGGAACUGGAGGUGCUAAAAUGCUAACAGAUUUCCAGGUUUUAGGACUCAUUACUGGGGUUCUCUAUUUUAAAAUUAUCAUUUUGUUUGCAGUUAUUCCUUUUUGAUGUGAAGGCAGCAGGAUGCUGUUCUCCCCUGUUGCCGCGGUUACAGGUUAGCAGCAGGAAGACACUAACCUUUCUCAGGGGCUGUGUGUAUGUGUGUGUAUGUGUGUGUGUGUGUCUUUCGCCAUCAGUCUGAUAACAGUUUGACUCCAUGCAGUGACUGCAGAGAGGCAGAAUAACAGGCUGAUGCACUGUUGAGACAGGAAGAUGGUGGUUAUAUGCAAGAUUCUGGCUUUUUCCCCCUCGAGGCCUUAAUUUCUAUUUUCUAACUUCCAAAGUGGUGUUUAUCUUCAGGGCUGUCUUUCUUUAACACUGUCUCUUGCUGCUCUUUUUGUUCCUCCUUGUAUUUUUGGUUCAGAUUAAUCCAAGUCUGACUGCCUUUGUGUUCUUGUUAAUUCCACACGCACCUACACACCCCCUCAAGCUUCCCGAGAUUAUUUAUUUUAGACAAGCAAAGAGGUUUUUAUAGAUGACAUUUUUA